Pseudozyma flocculosa PF-1 is the source of this 1809-nucleotide messenger RNA. RefSeq lists its product as uncharacterized. Bases 1 to 1809 code for a protein of 602 amino acids. Lineage: Eukaryota; Fungi; Basidiomycota; Ustilaginomycetes; Ustilaginales; Ustilaginaceae. The transcript has a single exon. The record is from RefSeq and is a predicted model, not a curated record.
AUGUCCGGUCCGUGCAACGUCGAAAGUGGAUAUAGACCCUCCUCUGUGGUUGAGCGUCCGACCAUGCCAGCGCCAUCGCCCCCAUCGAACUCUGCUGCUGCUGUUGCCGGCUCUAUCCCAUCCCCGGCCGACUUCGAAGCCAGAGCGCGCCCUUGCCACUCGCCCACCUCGCCCUCGCUUGCCUCGCCAGACAUGCCUGUCGUCGCACACAGCCCAGCUCCCCAACUGCCUCAGAUGGACCCUCUGCGCGCCCCCCGAUCCCCUUCCGGAGCCGAUCCCGGGAGGUCACGAUCCGGACUGCCACCGGCGAGCUCGUUACCCGCCUCCCAGCUAUUUGCCGCGCUACUGCAGCGCUCCGGCUCUAUCUCUCACACCGAAGCACUGCCCAGCACCAGCCACGGCUCGAAACGGAAGCUGACCGAAGAUCUCGGCGCCGGCUUCGACAUCACCUCGCCCUCGGACGUGGUGCUGCCCAAGGAUCCGGCCCGCCGCGCCAGCAUCAUCCACCUAGCGACGGCCGCAGCGGCGGCUGUGUUGCAGAGCCAGCUGGUCGAACGACGCUUUUCGCAACAAGAGCACCUCAGCAAGCGGCAGCGGACACGCGAAGAGCAGCUCAACUUGCUGGCAGAGCAGGCUCGCCUAACACACCUCACGGCUGCGCGGGCGCGAAACGACAGCUCUGAGGGGACCGACGGCGUCGACUCGUCGACUCGGCCAUCCUUGUCUUCGACGGCCACCGGUGCCGAGCUCGACGCUUCGUCCAGUCGCGCCGCCGGCAACGCAGCGCACCCUGCGGCAACGACUAGCGACGUCGACGAGGCUGCCGAACCACGAUAUGGAACAAACGGAGGCCUCAGCGCCAUCCGGUCCUUCUCGAUCCCCUCGGACCCGCAACCUAGCCCCGCUGCCCAUUUUAGCGCCACCAAGAUGGCCAUUGACCCCGCCCAUCAGCAGGAGUGGGAGGCGACGAUCAACAGCGAGGGCUUCCUCGACGAGGCCAAGGAGGUCGCCAAUCACUACAGCCGCUUCUACCGCUUCGAGCAGGAAUGGGCGCACCGGGCGCUGGCCAUCGGCAACGCCUGGGCGACGGACGGUCGGAAAGGAGCCGCGAAACGGCCGUCCCACGACGAGGACCGCCACGAUACCCACGCAGACGAGCAAACACCCUCGCCCACGUCAGAGAGCGGACCGUCACUAGGGGACGUUGCGUCAAACUCAGGCAAGGACCAGCCGUACACAAUCCAGUCCCUCAGAGCCUCCCCGCGGCAACGUUCGCCAGCCAGCACGCGACCAACGUCCCGGGCAGUCUCGCCCUCUGAAAGCGCUGUCGAGCGCAGGCAGGCGAGCGGCGACGACGUCGACGGCGAUUACCGGGGCAGCCCGAUGAGGGGCCCGUCGCAGGGCCUGGCGUCGGUGCUGUCCAACUUUGCCGACCUGGUCAAGGCUCGACAGGAAUCGUGUUCCGGUCUGGAGGCCCUCGCGCAACGAGUUCAGGUGUUGCCCAGCGCCGCAACCAUAGUCGCAGAAGCCCUGGACGGCAAAGGCGCUGACGGCGCGGCCGACGAUGACGAUGACGAUGACGAUGAUGAGGACGAAGACGAGGACAGGUACGGAAACGCCAGCGACAGCGACGAGUCGGUCGCCAGCGACGUCCGUUCGCCCCGUUUGGCAGCAUCAGCGACGCUCGCAGACACCGGCGCAGAAGGCGCCGCGAGCAAAGCCACGGUCCGCGACGAAGACGAGGACGCCUCGCCAUCUCCCGCCUCGCAGCCAGCCGCCGAGCGGAUGAGCAUUGCGAGCAUGAUGUAA